AUGACUCAAGCUUCGAAUGAAGUAACAACUGUUCUAAUUGUUGGCGGGGGUCUCGGUGGUUUGGCUCUAGCUCAACUAUUAUUACAAGCUUCGUCACCUUCCCUGAAAGUGAUGCUAUUUGAACGUGAUGUUGAUGAAGAUGUUCGUGAUCAGGGCUAUUAUAUUACACUUAAACCAAUUGCAGGAGAACUGAAAAUUAUCGACCGUGCUGUUCUAAGACGAAAUCUUCUUAAAAAUAUUGAUAUUUGUUGGAAUAAACGAUUUGUCUCGUACACUAUUCUUGAUGAUGGAAUCGAAGCAUAUUUUCAUGAUGGAUCAUCGGUGAAGGGUACACUACUUGUCGGCUGUGAUGGAGCACAAUCACUUGUUCGAGCUCAACUUGUACCUAAUCUGCAUCGAGAAGAUACAGGAGUUGUCAUAGUAGCUGGUACUCUUGAACUAAAUGAGCAAUGCGUACAAACUCGACAGUUAAUACAAAAUAGUCUCGUACAGAUACUUGGUGAUCAUGGUCAUGCAUUAUUUUUAAUUUCUGUCGGUCAAUCUUGGUUCUGGUCCCUUUCGUGGGCAUCAACCGAUACAACACAAUCAAAUCUUUCUAUGCCAGAGUUACUUGACAAAUUUCGUAGUAACUUUAAUAACGAAGAAAUUGUUCGUUUGAUGGAAUCGUCUUUAUUGUCGACACGCCUGACACCCUUGCGUCUCUAUUCAUUGCCACGUUUAAGAGUAAAUCCAUUUUCAAAUAAUCCUCGUGUGACACUAAUGGGUGAUGCUGCUCAUCUUAUGACUAUUCAACGUGGUAUGGGCGCAAAUACAACUUUUGCUGAUGCACUUGACCUUGUUGAUGUUAUGCGUCGUGGUAUUACUCCAAGUUUACUUGGUGAUUAUGAAGAGAAAAUGUUUAAACGUGGCUUUCAAGCCGUACAAGAUUCUUUCAAUAAUACUCGCAUGAUACAUCUAUCAGGAAGGCAAGGCAUGAUGCGUGACUAUCUUUUGUGGUGUCUUCGCUACACUAUGACAUUCAAAAAUCUAAUCUGGACAGCAUUUAGUCGGGGUUGA
Molecule: messenger RNA, 1056 nt
Organism: Rotaria sp. Silwood2
Lineage: Eukaryota; Metazoa; Rotifera; Eurotatoria; Philodinida; Philodinidae
Source: the annotation of a GenBank genome assembly